AUGGCGCUGCAAUCUGGCUGUGCGGACAUUAAUCGCGGGAGAAAACGCCCCGCAGAAACUGAUCCAGACAUCGACCACCAGCCUCUAGCUAAAAAGUUUAGUCAUUUACACUUAAGUAUCUCAACCCGAGAAAGGCUUGCUUCCUCUAGUGAUGGCGAUCAGAUGAUGCUGGAUGAUACCAAGCAUACAAUCUAUAUACAUGAUAUGGAUACAGAGCUAGCAGAUAUUGAAAACAUGGACAAUCAAGUCACAAUUCUCUCAGGGGUGGUGGACGCACUUUCAGCAGUUUCACGAAUGCUGGUGACCAACGACAAGGCUCAGUGUAAAGAGCUAGUACUUUACAGGGAGCCUACAUCACUCACAACUCCAGCAGAGAGUGAGAAUGUACGAAAGGCACUUAUUGCUACAAGGGAACGUGCUCGGAAAUCAUCACACUUAAAGCAUGAUCAUGAUUAUGUUAGCCCUUGUGAGUCACAUGUUGUGAGAUUCUGUGAGGGUAAGGGAGAUGCCGAUGCAGGCCAUUUGGCUUUUGGUGAAAAGAUGGAUAUUGAUGUAACAAAUCCAUUAUAG
Molecule: messenger RNA, 570 nt
Organism: Aspergillus saccharolyticus JOP 1030-1
Lineage: Eukaryota; Fungi; Ascomycota; Eurotiomycetes; Eurotiales; Aspergillaceae
Exons: 2
Coding region: 1-570 (189 amino acids)
Source: RefSeq, a predicted model, not a curated record